CUGCUUUGCCUUGAGUUAUAUGGACGCCGUGGUCGAGUCGAUUGUUUUCAACUCAGACCUGCUUCGACAGAGUUCGCUACGGUCGCCCAGUGUGGCCAACUUCAAAACUCCUGCUAGAGUUUUUUUCCGCCCGCGUUCGGGCAAGUUCGGUAUUUUUCGGCGGGCAAGACACCCCCCCCUUCCACCUGUUAGAUCCGGGGGGCACUUUUUAAUUACGAGACGCCGUUUACCGCGAGACAGAUCAACUCGCGUCGCGGCUGCAGACAGUCCUCCAUCGAGUAUUGGCGAAUCGGGUAGAUUUCAUCCGACCGUUAACGAAUAUGUAGUCGCCUUGUAUAAGGGAUGCUAUCCCUCAAGUCCAUUUUAGUAGAUUAGUCUGUCUGCAUAGUUUAGUUAUUUGCCUUAGAAAUUUUUCUCUUUGAAAUUUAUUAUUAUGAAGAAAUCAUCCGCGUCCUGCCGCGCAAUUCGCGAGCUCCCGAGCCUGGCUGACUCCACGACUGCAGCGUGCUGGGCAACUCCCCUGUUUUGGUGAGUGAUAAUUCGCGAACCCUCCUUUUUCCCUUUAAAUUUUUUUUUCCGGGCAUUUUCUGCCCCAUAGACUGCCUGUAUACCAGUUCUAAUCAGUUUUGAUUUGGACUGUUGCAGACAGGGUUCGAUGACCGGGAGAGAUUGAUGCUCUCAUCUCGUGGCCUCCCCCCCUUCCCUGUUCCGUGGGAAGAAACAUUAGAAGAAACUUUUCUACCACCCGACGUGAUUGUUUGAAGACCCCGGGUGGUAAUGUAAUUUCAACAUUUCCCCUUUACCUAGCGACGUACUAUCUCAGCCGGAUGACCAACCCACCAGCGACCAGUGAUUUUCUCAAGAAAAUGUAAAACGAAUAGAACUAAUUAUCAAUUUAAUCAUGGGAUCCAUCCACUCAUAAUGCAAAUGUUUAUAUUUCAAACUAAGAAUGUAAAUUAGUUUAAGUAAGCGCUGGCCAGCCCCAAUUUCGUGUUCCCUUUGUUAAUCUUGGAAAAUUGCUAAAUCUUUUGUAUGUAUGUUCAAAUAAUUGAAACAUGAUAUUCAUCAGGGCAAAUAAAACAGGGAAACUAUAGAUCAAGUUAAUCGUGUAGUUUUUAUUUUAUUGAUUAUAACGAUCCCCCAACUUCCCCUUUGCUUGUUACAGGAAGUUCCUAAAUUGUGUUUGUUCCCACCUCGUGUCGCCUCUGGUAAAUCAUUUCAUUUAACGUAUUUUUGUUCCAGCUUGUUUCCAAGGCUCUUUUAAUUAAUUCCAAACAAUUCUAUUUUAAGGCACGAGGGGUGUUACAUGCUAUUUUUGUCUCUGUCGCACUUUGUUUCUAGUCGUACGGUUGAGCAUUUAUAUGUUUACAUUACUGAAAUGUAUUGUAUGUCAAUUAUUCAGUAAAAUACUAACAUUUUAGCAUCAUUUAAAAUUUUGUAUUGUUGAUUGUAACUUUUACUGUACAUAAAUGUUUAUACUUUUAAGUUGAAAUUAAUGUUUCCUUUUUUGUUUCCCAUUUUCGGCUCUUUUGCGGAUUAUCCGCGAUUUUCACUAUCCGCGGUGGCCCUGCCACUUAAUUUCGCGGAUAAUCGGGAGUGUACUGUAUCAUUCUUUUCAACAAUGAUGAAAGUGAGUCUUUUGCUUUUAGUAAAAAGUGCUCCAGUAACAAAACAAUUUCAAAUAGAUGCAUUAAUCACAGAAUGUGGCCUGAUGUUAUUCGCCUGCCUCCAUACCAGCUGAUUUGAACCCGAUUGAGCUGGUUUAGGCAGAAAUCAUAAACCAAAUCCGGGAAGCAAUCUCUUCAUCGCUAGAUGAUAAAAGAAAAUUAUGCGAGGAGUUUUUGAGCAGCUAUUCUGUGGACAAAUGGAAAGAGUGUUGCAAGCACGUUGUCACCACUCACCACCUCCGACUAGCUCAAAUUAGGUAAUGAGGAACAUACAGGUUGCAGGUCAUGAAGAAAGAAGAAAUUUAGACACAAUGUUCUAUGUAUUACCUGUUUUUUUAAUUCACGGAAAAAAUCACACUAUAUUACGUACAACAUAACACACAAAAAAAGUUAAACUGUACCUCAAAAAAUAUAUAAAACACUGAGCCAUCGCCCGGCCACGGCCUGCUCGGCCCGCAGCCCGACCACGACCGCUCGGCCUGGUGCUCGGACAAUGACUGACCUUACAGCCUUCCUUCCCUUUGUGCGGGCAGUGUCCUGGGCUCGCUGAUGUCAUUUUCAGCCAAUCACGGCACAUGGCAACAGAGGCUUAACGAAAUGCUUUCUUCUGUUCCCACGAUGCAGCGAUUUUGUAUCUUUCUCGCACUCCCGUGACCGUGACUCACACGCCUAGCGUGUGAAACAAAGCCUUGGUCGUGGCAAAAACGAAGGAAAAUCACUUCAGCAUGCCUUCCCACACAAAGAAGCCAGCAAAAAAAAAACUUCAAAAAAUAAAAACUGCAAACCCGGAGAAUUACGUCCACAAAAACUUUGAAGAAAAAAAAAAACUUUACAUCAUUUGAAAACCUAACCUGAAAUAUGACUAAAAAUUUAUAACAAAUUAUUAUUACUGUAUUGCAUGAGGAAGGCUGUAAUCUGGGUUGUUACAAUGUGAAAAUACCGUAUGGGACUAUGUGAAAAAGUAAAGGAAGAAUUGACAUUGAAAUUUAUAAAAUAAUAAUAAUAAAUUUCAGAGUUUCAAGUGACAGGGACAUUGCAAGCGAUACAGACAAUGGGGAAAGCAGUCUGUGAUUCGGAAUAGAUGAGUAUUCACGAAUUUGGUAUCCCUUGCUUUUGAUGCUGGCAGCAGGGAUUGUGGUUCGAAUGGGUUUGUCUCAGAUACUGCAUUUGCCAUUUCCAUUAGGCCUGAUGUUUUUGGGAUUUUUUAUUGGUUGGCUAACCAAGCGAAUUCAGCCACCCAAAAUAUUUGAUUAUGUCAAUUACAUUCACCCAAAAAUUUUAUUGCUUCUUUUCUUGCCAGUUUUGAAUUUCAAGACAGCCUACGAAAUGGAUGGCCAUACAUUUUUCCGGAUCUUUUGGCAGAUUUUUAUCGUGGGCCUGCCAGGAUUUAUAUUUUCAUCAAUGAUUACUGCCUUCAUUUCGAUGGUUCUCUUCCAAUCAUACUAUUGGCAGUGGACUAAGGCAUUCAUGUUUGGUGUAAUCGCCAGCACGACAUUCUGUCAUGAUGUCGUCAUGAUGCUACGAGACUUUGAUCAGUCCAAUCCACUGGUAACCCUGUUGGAGGGAGAAAACUUACUGGGAGAUGCCACUGCCUUAGCUGUUUUUUACACCAUCAUUGCUAAACGGCAAAUUGUAUUAUUUAAUAAACUAGGCCUACUUUAUUGGGAUAUGUUGUUUUUUGUGAUCCAUUAUUGUGUUAAUGGUAUAUUAAUUGGUUGUGUCUGUGGCCAACUGACAUUUACCCUGUGUCAACGUGCCAUGACUGAUAUCACCUGGAAAAUUAUCAUGAUUCUGUCAGUGUCGUACAUCACUUUCUUCUUGGCCGAGGAGAUAAUAGGGACAUGUGGCGUGGUACAGGUAUCACUCCUAGGAAUUUUCAUGGGUUUCCUGAAAAGUGCUUUCAAUGACAAAUUGGCGAGCACUCUGAAACUCACGUGGGAGAGUCUGUACAUUUUUACGGAAACAAUUGCAUUUGUCGUUAUCGGCAUUCUUGUGAUGGAUGCCACUUUUGACGUGAUAGAAACCCAAGAUAUACUACGAGGGUUUUUUACUUACAUUCUUUGCAACACAUCAAGGGCAGUUAUGUACAUGGUGUUGCUGCCAGUAUUGCAGCCCAUAGGGUAUGGCUUAAGCUUCCGUGAUGCAGUGAUCGCUGUGCUGGGCAGUCAGUACGGAAUAUUGGGCGUCAUCUUGUCACUGAUGGUGAUGCUCCAGAUGGGGCAUGAGAAAAUGGGCUUGGAGUUUACAAUCGAUAUUACUAUCAUGAUGAUGCUGAAAUUCAUCAUAAAUGGCUUUUUGGCACCACAUUUCCUCAGGGAGCUUGGCUUAUUGGACAUUUCCCAAACUAAGAAGGCAAACAUGAGUAAUGUUAUCCGGCUGCUUGGGGAUGCCCAGAGAAGAUUACUGAGUGCGCUACUGUACGAGAAGUUCCUAGCAGGGGCCAAGUGGAAGACCGUGGAACAAGCAACAAGAAUAAAGAAUCCAUACACCCUGGGUAGAAAGGAUGGUGUGGUUGAUGAAUUUGCCCAAGGAGUGAAGGAUGCUACAACCUGUCCUCGCUGUUUGGAGCAGUCCCUUCCUGACGUGCCUAGUGAGGAGGAAGUGGAGGAAAUGAUCAAGGAGGCUGAGAUCAGGCUGUUGAAAACUAAAAUGGCCUCCUACAGGCGUCAGUUUGAGAAUGGAAUGCUGUCCAGUGAAGGAGCCAAUAUUCUUAUUGCUGCUGUCAAUGAUGCACUGAACAAAGGAGAAAUGAGUGUGGAUGUAAACACACUAGCAGCCGGCUGGGAGUUAAGGGCUUUUGACAAGAACCUGAGCCAUUUUCUAGCAAAAUUGAGAAAGUUCAUUGAAUGUCACCAGUAUAGUGCUGAAAACCUGGAACAUGGAUGGCGAAAGAUUCUUUAUAAUAUAGCAACCAAUAAAAUAUUUGACAUAUGUAUCAAUAUGGUUAUAUUUGUCAAUGCUAUGCCAAUCAUCUUGCAGAUAACUCUAGAACUCCCACGUGGUUACCCAGAGUCUAAAACAUUUGCUGUCAUAAACAGUGCCUUUUUUGUGAUUUACUUCAUGGAAUUCAUUAUAAAGAUGCUGGCAUUUGGCUUUGUUCAGUUUUUACAGUGUCACUGGAAUAAAGUGACUGUAUUGAUAAAGUUAAUCUCUCUCGUGGACUUGAUCAUAGACUAUGUCAGUAACUUCUUGAAUCCAACUGACCCAACAGUUGCUUUAGUUGCAUGGGUUUUCCUGCUACUGCGGUUCCUUCACUUCCAGAGUCCUUUAAGGGCUAUUAUUUCAUUAUGUUCAAGUAUUUCAGACAGAUAUGUCAGUAGAAAACUCUGUCAAAAUUUUGAGCUACAAAAAUGCUUUAUUAAUGGAGAAGAAGAAGUUUUGGAGAUGUUGAAGGAAAUGGUAUAUCAUCGACAUGUUGCUGAUCAUAUAAAGGCAAAAAUUGAAAAUAAUCUUUCUACAAUGGAAAAAAGGAUGGGUAAAAUACUGUUGGAGACUCCUGACAUAGAAAUAACAGUGUUUACCCGCCAAGUUGCAGUCAGCACUCUCAAGCAUUUAAAAGAAGCUAUCCUUAAGCAGUAUACUAGAGGGAUGUUAGAUGAGCUGGAGUUUAAAAAUCUGAAUAGAGUAAUGGAAAUGCGACUGUCCCACAUCACAACUCAUUAUGAGAUGAUAACAAUGAGCGAUUAUCCGACGUUACUGAGGGGGGUCCCGUGGAUAUCUGGCAAUGAAGAACUUGCUAUAGCUAUGGAGGUUCAAAGUAAAAUCAAGAAAUUUGACUGCAUAAAGACAGUUAUCGAUGCAAAACCCUUAAACAAAUUUUAUGUAAUUUUGCUGGGUUCCGUAAAAAUUCUGUAUAAACCAACUGCACGCAUUAUCCACGACUUAAAAGCUUACGGGUCGGUCCCUAGAAUUGAUUACUUCAGGCAUCUAGACUUCAGCAUACAGCAGGAACACACAAUCCCAGCAGGAAAUUUGAUUGGAGAGAUGGCACUUGUGACUGAUGGCGUUUACGAUGCUACUGUUUCGUGCGUCACACCUGUAGAGAUGUAUGAAGUUCCCAAGGAAUCCAUUGAAAUAACUCCAACUGUUGAACAUAAAAUUUGGAACUCGGUGGCUACCCGUUUAGCACCGCUGAUACUACAAAGUGCACCGAUAUAUGUGGCCUAUAAUACGAAGGCUGCCUUGGCUCGUUUGGAGCGAUCAUUCAUUAUAAACUUAAAACUUAUUAAGAGGUUUCGAGUGACCAAGCUGGUAAAGGAUGUGCUCCUAAUUAACGGCAUGGCCAGAGACGAGCUUGGUGGAGAGAUCUUCAUUGGGCCCUACUAUAUUCCUCGCACAGUGCACAAACUGGAGGUUCAUUAUCCAAGUUCCCCUGAGAAGGUAGAUAAUGUGCCAAGCAUUCUGUUUAUAAUACCAGAAGAUGAAAUUGGAAAAGAUGAGAUCAUGCAACAGAUUUCAUCGGCAUCCACUGAACACCAAUCUCCGCGAUAUAGAUGACAACCAUAUAACUGAAUUACAAAGAUACCACAAGCAUGCAUUUCAUUGAAUACUUGUUCAAUCGUGCAGGACUGCAACAGUCGCUUUAACACAAGAAGAGCAGCUUCUAUUCUAAUAAACAAUUGCAUGUUACAAAAAUGUUUUAAGAAUUUGUUUACAUAAA
Bacillus rossius redtenbacheri is the source of this 6327-nucleotide messenger RNA. Its product is annotated as sodium/hydrogen exchanger 10-like. The coding region runs from base 2784 to 6164 and encodes 1126 amino acids. The transcript has 22 exons. Gene Ontology annotation, cellular component: voltage-gated calcium channel complex; plasma membrane. NCBI's taxonomy places the organism in Eukaryota, Metazoa, Arthropoda, Insecta, Phasmatodea, Bacillidae. Gene Ontology annotation, biological process: potassium ion transmembrane transport; proton transmembrane transport; calcium ion import across plasma membrane. The record is from RefSeq and is a predicted model, not a curated record. Gene Ontology annotation, molecular function: potassium:proton antiporter activity; high voltage-gated calcium channel activity; sodium:proton antiporter activity.